AUGCAGAAGAGGAACAUACGCACUGCCAACUUCGUGGAUGAGGGUGUCUCCAUCGAUAAUUCUUCCAAUGACGCCGUCAACGUCAAGACAAUUCUGUCAAGCACCAGGUUGUGGAAUAUGACCAUAGGAAGGAGAAGCCUAUCCGUGAGGGGCCGCGGGACCCUAGAUGUUGGGAGAGCAAAUUCCUCCCUUCCUGAGCAGCGUUUUCGUGGCCACUGCCCAGAAACGAUAACAAAACACAGAAGGAUACAGUACAAAUUCGCUCGCCGAUUUCGCCAGGGUUGGACCACAAAUUCUCGUCGAUAUGGAAUAUAUAUGGAGUAUAGUGACGAGUCGGAAGGUGUACCCCACAGCGGCAAGGCCAAUUCCCACUCUUGUAGUUUGGUCGUAGAGCUACCUACGGGUAGGAUAGCCUGUAUGGCAAAGAUGGUCCGGGUGACGUACGGGCAUGUGGAGCGCGGCACCCAAACUUCACGUACUUCGACCCUUGAUCAUAAGCCAACAGACAUAGAUAGCUUCAAGUGA
Cantharellus anzutake is the source of this 525-nucleotide messenger RNA. RefSeq lists its product as uncharacterized. The transcript has a single exon. Lineage: Eukaryota; Fungi; Basidiomycota; Agaricomycetes; Cantharellales; Hydnaceae. The record is from RefSeq and is a predicted model, not a curated record. Bases 1 to 525 code for a protein of 174 amino acids.